Chrysemys picta bellii (western painted turtle) is the source of this 1488-nucleotide messenger RNA. NCBI's taxonomy places the organism in Eukaryota, Metazoa, Chordata, Testudines, Emydidae. The record is from RefSeq and is a predicted model, not a curated record.
CCGCCUGGAGGUGGCUGCAUCUCAGCUCGGGGUCUGUCCCAGCCGGACGCCCCAGCCAUGGGCAGAGCCCUGCUGCCACAGCAUGACGCCGGGGAAAGGGAGCUCCCACCUCAGAGCCCCCCCUGGAGAGCAGGGGGUCCUGCCACGCUGAGGGUCCUGAUCCUCGCCCUGCUCUGGAGGGGGUCCCUGUCCCAGCCACUUGGAUUUACCCUGGCAGUGCCGCAGUCGGUGUCCGUGCAGGAGGGUCUCUGUGUUUUCAUCCCCUGCAACUUCACGUACCCAGCCUCGUCUGACACCGACAAUCCCUCGGCCCAGCUAUACGGACAAUGGUUCAAGGAGCCUGCUACUGUGGGCCAGGAUCCUCCUGUGGCCAGCAGUGUCCCCAGCGCGGGGGUGUCGCAGGAGACCCAGGGCCGGUUCCGGCUGACGGGGGAUCCAGCGCACGGCGAUUGCUCCCUGCAAAUCAGUGAUGCCCGACGGACGGAUGCGGGGAGAUAUUUCCUUUACAUCGAGAAAGGCAUGUUAGAUCACACUUACCCCUCCAAUUCCGAUGGCACUGCCCCUGUGCUCACGAUCUCUGUGACAGAGUUGACGGAGGAGCCAGAGAUCCAGAUCUCGCCGGCGAGGGGGCUGCCAGGGACGUUGCUGGCCGGGGAGCCGGUUACUGUGACCUGCACGGCCCCUGGGCGCUGCUCCGGGUCCCCUCCCCAAGUCACCUGGACGGGGCCGUUCAAUGACACAGCUCGAAAUGUCUCAGCCCAGCUGGCGAACGGCACCUGGGCCCACAGCUCCGAGCUCAGCUUCACACCCGGCCAGGGAGACAAUGGCAAAGAGCUCGUCUGCACCAUUACCUACAGCUCAGCACAGGGACCUUCCACCAGCAGAACCAUCCGGCUCCACAUCAGCUACCCGACAGGGCCCCCCAACACCACUGGGAACCUGACCAGGAAUGGACGUCUCGACCCGACCGGGCACCCCAACAUCACCGGGAACCUGACCAGGAAUGGACGCCCCGAUCCCGGCACCCUGGUGACCAACGGUUCACAGCUCAUGGUCCAGGAGGGCGAUUCCCUGCAGUUCCUCUUCUCCCUCGCCAGUUUGGAGGAUCCUGACAAGCUGGUGUUCAUCGGGAUGGGUUGUGGGCUGGGGGUCGCCCUUGGAUUCUUCCUUCUCGGGCUCUGUGUGAUCAAACGGCGGAGCCGGCAGCCGGCGCCCCCCAGCGCAGAGGCCGGGGAGACAGCUAACAGGAGCAAGGCGGAGCACACGGCCGAUGAGGGCAGCCUGAUCUACAGUAACAUCACCAGCAUCCCCACACAUCACAAGACUCCAGCCACCCACCAGACCAAAGGCAUCCAGGACAGGGCUGCCACAGCACAGGCCCCAGAUGAGCUGCACUACGUCUCCAUCGAAUUCUCCGAACUGCAACGGAAACGGGGGGAGCCUCUGGAGGCACCAGUCAUGGUAUAUGCUGAGGUCCGGCGGAAAUAG